Messenger RNA from Setaria italica (foxtail millet), 1089 nucleotides. RefSeq lists its product as uncharacterized. The transcript has 4 exons. NCBI's taxonomy places the organism in Eukaryota, Viridiplantae, Streptophyta, Magnoliopsida, Poales, Poaceae. The record is from RefSeq and is a predicted model, not a curated record. The coding region runs from base 253 to 915 and encodes 220 amino acids.
CCAAACCAAUGCCGUCCAACUGAACCAGUGGACAGGAGCCACCUCUGACUCGAGAGAACGACUCCCACUAACCGGCCGCCUCAUCUCCUCUUCGACCUUUUUUUCGCCUCCCUGUGUGUGUCCAUCGAACCUUGAUCGCACGCGCGCACAAAUCGUCUCACCGCAGCGGCUCAUCUGAUUCGCAUGCUAGCCGGCCUGCGUGGCUCGUGAAACCGCUGGUGGUGGUUGCUUGCUUUCGCGCCAGUUCUCGCCAUGGCGCCUCCUCAGCCUUUGCGCACACUGAGGCUGAGCGCUCCCGCUGGCCACGCAGCAGUGUGCAGGUGCUCCGCCGCCCCGCUCUUCGGGAAGAGGCUGCCGGCCAUCGUCGCCUUCCCCCGUGCCGGCAGCGGCGGCGCCGUCGCCUUGUGCUCGGCCGUGCAGCAGGAGUCCUCCACCUCCACCACUGUUAGCAAGAAGAAGGAUGCUGCAGACGGUGAAAAGAAGGAAGCCACGGCAGCAGCAGCAGCAAAGCCGGCCGCGGCCGCGAAGCCAAAGAAGGCCCCGGCGAAGCCGCUGCCGGAGAUGAUGCAGGAGGAGAUCAUUCCUCCUCUGAAGGACGCCCUGGAAGCGGAGGAGAACGUGUCCCAGGUCCAGCUUUCCUUCCAAAACAACACGUUGGAGGGUUCCUUCAUAAAGGAUGACGUUCCUUAUUAUUUUUGGGCCUUCUUUCCAAAGGGAGACCUCACAGGACCCAAGGGCUUUGCGCUAUCGUCCUACAGCAACGAAGUCAGCACCAUCGAGCCAUUCCUGAUCGAUGAGAAGAGGAUAACCUCCCAGUACGUGGUGUUCUGGGUUUACAAGAGGCUGGCCGGGCAAGGCAUCCUUCCCGUCUGGAAGGAAGAGGAGGGGGAGGAAGAGGCCGCCGGCGCCAAGUAGUGAGUGAUCUCACGAAGGCCCACACACAGACUGGACGCUGUGAACAUACACAGUUAAUCAUGACCGAAAGUGUAAAGCUGUGAAGUUCAUUUGCUAAUAUAUACACAGUCAAUCAUGACCUGGACGGUACCUUGCCCUUGCGGGCCGGGCCGGUCUUCUAUCGGUUUCGCUUGA